CUGGCGGAGAAGCUAGCCAGACUAACAAAGCAGCAGAUUGAAGCCUAUGAAAUCCCUCAUCAAGGAAAGAGCGGAGAAGUCAGUUUACAGAUGAUGUGGAAACCUGCCUUUGACUUUCUCUACACCUGGGCUGCUCACUAUGGAGAGAGCUACAGAGACGUUCUACAAGACCUGCACUGUGCAUUGGACAAGAUGAAAUAUCCCAUCACCAGGCAAUGGAGGGAGCUGACAGGAGCUCUCAUUUUUGUCAACUGUUUGGAGAUAUUCCGAAUGACUUCAUUUACCAAGUCAGAAGAUGAAUUGUGA
Molecule: messenger RNA, 306 nt
Organism: Staurois parvus
Lineage: Eukaryota; Metazoa; Chordata; Amphibia; Anura; Ranidae
Source: the annotation of a GenBank genome assembly